AUGACAGCUGACCAGUUAUCUCCUUAUGCAGUUUAUUAUUUUUUCCGUUCGUUCCGGAACUCUCUUCCUGACGAGAAUGAUUUUGAAGACUUCAUCAGUACUUUAACUAUUACCCCUAUGCAUGCAAUCAUUGAGAAUGUCUUACCUUUUUUUCGUCGUUCCGCGGAUCCUGGUUUGUUCACAAAAUUCCAAGUGAUGAUGCGUCAAUGUGAACAGAAUUCUGCUUUCGAGAGUACCCUAAUGAGGGUUUGUGACGCUUUGGAUAUGCUUCAAAGAGUUGAACGAGCAUUGAGAAAUGAUAAACGUUUGAUGGAUGGCUAUUUACGUGCCAUGCAAUUUGAUAAUGAUUCAGCGAGUCAUCAACAAGUUUGGGACGGUCUCCAACGUUUUCUCAACGAAGAUUGUGAUCCACAUACUAAACGAAGAAUGGAAAAAGUGUUUGCCGAACAAAAAGCUAGUGAUGAACUUGGUCUCAACGAUGAUGUGCUUUCCGUGGCCUACUCUCUAAUUGGUGAUGAUGCCUUAUAUAUUGAAAUUCUUGAAACUCUUCAAUUGAACAACCGACAGAAUCUUCCAUGGGAAGCUGUAAUCAAGAGAAUUCACCGUGUCACCACAGAGAAAAAACCUCACAUUUGGCCAACGUUAUGCAAGUUCUUGGAUGAUGUCCAUAACGGUCGUGUGGACUUUUCGUAUUCACCUUACUGGGACGAAUAUCUUGAUGAUGAAGAAGUGAUUGAACCAGAGAAUGAAAUCAAUAUUCUUGAACAAAAAUUCUCCAAUGUCAAUAUUGGCACAGAAAAUCAUGUGGUAAAACCUCAAUCACAACAAGAACAACAAAAAGAAGUUGUCGGAACUGUUUGA
This is a messenger RNA of Diversispora eburnea, 861 nucleotides long. The record is from the annotation of a GenBank genome assembly. Lineage: Eukaryota; Fungi; Glomeromycota; Glomeromycetes; Diversisporales; Diversisporaceae.